AGACUUUUUUUAACUCACGAGACAUGUUGUAUGAUUCCAGGCUUUUUAUCUUCUUUCUGUCUCUGUUGUUUCUCUCCAUUCCCAUUAUCCAUUUCCUGGGGAUAUAAUAUGGACGAGGAAGAUCGAAGAAACCUGAUUAAAGAUCAGAUUCUCCAUGAUUGAUGAUGCAUGCUUGAUAUCGUCUCUCCACCCAUCUUGGUAACAGAACAGAGAUGAGAAACAAAUUUCUCCAUGCUCCGAUUCUUUCAGGUUCUUGUUGCUGCGUCUCUCGAAUUGCGAAGUGGCUGAUGCAAUUGGUUCCCGAUGGAGGACUUACCCGAUCCAUUAGUGUGGGAGAUCUUGGGCAGGAUAAGGAAGAAUGUAGAUCGAAACUCGGCUUCUUUAUCCUGUAAGCGCCUUUAUGAGCUCGAUAACGACCACAGGCGUUCUCUUCGGGUCGGGUGUGGGUUAGACCCUGCCAACGAGGGCUUGAUGUCUCUCUGCCUCCGCUUUCCCAACCUAUCUAGGGUAGAGAUUACUUAUUCGGGUUGGAUGUCCAAACUGGGAAAGCAAUUGGAUGAUCAAGGGCUGCUCAUCCUCUCCAGUUACUGCCCUUACUUGACCGAUCUCACCUUAAGUUACUGCGCGUACAUUACCGAUGCAGGUCUUAGGCACUUAGCGUCUUGCUCCAGGCUGUCGUCCUUAAAGUUGAAUUUCAGCCCGCGAAUCACGGGCUGUGGAAUACUGACUCUUGCUGUGGGAUGCAAGAAUCUCAAGACUCUGCACCUCGUCCGUUGUAUAAAUGUGUGCAGCGCAGAGUGGCUCGAGUACUUUGGCAGGCUUGGAACUCUAGAGGACCUUUUGAUCAAGAACUGCCGUGCAAUUGGGGAGGGCGAUUUGAUUAAGUUAGGCAGGGGUUGGAGGACGAUCAAACGGCUCCAGUUCGAGGUGGACCCAAAUUAUCGGUACAUGAAGGUUUAUGAUCGGUUGACUGUGGAUCAGUGGCAAACACAGCGGAUCCCUUGUGAGAGCUUGCUCGAGCUAAGUCUGGUUAAUUGUGUUAUCAAUCCCGGGAGAGGUCUUGCCACGGUUCUUGGUAAAUGCAGAAACUUGGAGAAGGUUCACUUGGACAUGUGUUUUGGGGUUCGGGAUAGUGACAUUAUCGGAUUAGCUUGUGUUUCCAGUAAGCUCCGCUCUCUGUCGCUUAGGGUCCCAUCAGACUAUUCCCUCCCGCUUCUUAUGAACAAUCCAUUAAGGUUAACCGAUGAGAGCCUAAAGGCCGUGGCCGAGAACUGUCAGUUGCUUGAGGAGGUCAGAAUAUCAUUCUCGGAUGGGGAGUUCCCUUCCUUCUCUUCAUUCACCCUCAACGGGAUACUCAGACUAGUCCGGAUGUGCCCUAUACGGGUCCUUGUGCUUGACCAUGUGGACUCUUUCAACGAUGAAGGGAUGGAAGCUUUAUGUUCCUCUAAUUCCCUGGAAACUCUGGAGUUGGUCCGGUGCCAGGAGAUAAGUGACGAGGGUAUGCAGCUUGUGGCACAAUUUUGCCGAUUGCAAGAUUUGAGGUUGAGGAAAUGUCUCGGGGUAACUGAUGACGGGCUGAAACCGCUCGUGGGGUCAGGCAAGUUGAGGCUGCUCUCGGUGGAGGAUUGUCCACAGAUAUCUGAAAGGGGCCUUCAAAGUGCAGCCAGAUCGAUUUCCUUCCGGCAAGAUUUGUCAUGGAUGUACUAAUCUUCUGUGCUAUUCACAUGCUCUAUUGUUCCCUUUUUUUUUUGUCGGUGGACCUAUUGUUCCCAUUUAUUUGACACUAUUUUCGGCUCAUCAGAUUGAUCUUGCAUUUACUUUUGUCAGUGCUCCAAAAUCAUUACUAGAAUAUAUUUGUAUGUAUCACUAGGGGUGUUCGGUUUCGAAAUCCUACUUUUU
Molecule: messenger RNA, 1899 nt
Organism: Punica granatum (pomegranate)
Lineage: Eukaryota; Viridiplantae; Streptophyta; Magnoliopsida; Myrtales; Lythraceae
Source: RefSeq, a predicted model, not a curated record